ACAGAUGGCAAAUUCAAGCUUCCUCAUGGAGGAGGAUGUGGACCUCGGGUUAGACUGUGGGAUUAGCACAAAGGCCAACUUGGAGCUAACUCUGGCAGAACAUGUGAUUGUAGAUUCCGAUGAAUGCCUAGAAAAGCAAGUCUUGGAUUUGUUUGUGACUGCAGGAUGGACAGAGUUUCUGUCUGCUGGUAAGGAGCAAAGAGAGGGGGGUCCAGGAGGAGAUGGAAAGAGACAAGCGGAGGGAGAGGAGAUCCGUGCUGAUAGAGUUUUAGUGGAGACUGGAGCGAAUGAACAAAUGGUGGAAGAAAAGACAGAUAAUCGGACUGAGGAAGAGAUGGAUGAAGAUCUGUUUACACGUUUGGAUCCUAAAGACGAGUGUGGAUGUCGUCAUGUUCGGAUUUCUCUUGAAGAGGUGGAGAGAUUCUACAAAUUUUCCUGUCGUUGCCACUGGCUCUGUGAUGAGAUCAUGCAGCUGGACUCCAAUCCCCCCCGCGCUACUGACAUCACGCCUGAUCUCAGAAAACAGUUUGCCUUCCUUUCAGGCGGUAGAGGAGAUAAUGGCAGUCCCAUCAUUGUGUUUCCAGAGUUUCCUGCAUUUGGGGAAAUCACGGACAGAGAGUUUCACAACGUCCUAACCUAUCUAACAAGUGUGCCUAGCUUGUCAUCAACGGACGUAGGUUUCAUCCUGGUCAUCGAUCGCAGGCUGGACCGAUGGGCGGCUGUCAAGGGGACUCUGCUUCGUAUUGCAGGCUCCUUCCCCGGGAAUCUCCAGCUGGUCCUGGUUCUGCGGCCCACCACCCUGCUGCAGAGGACGCUCUCAGACAUCCUCUUCAAGUUCAACAAGGAUGAGUUCAAGAUGAAGGUGCCGGUGAUCAUGCUGAGCUCCGUGAGCGAGCUGCACUCCUACAUCGACCGCACCCAGCUGACGCGGGAACUCGGAGGAACGCAGGACUACUGCCAUGAGAAGUGGAUCUCACAUCGAACUGCCAUUGAGGGAUUUGCACUGAUGGUGAAGAGAACAGCGCAGACCCUGCAGUCAUUUGGGACGGAGCUGGCAGAAACUGAACUCCCAAAUGAAAUUAAGACAACAACCAUCCUGCUUAGCACACACACCAGCAAGAGGGACAAAAUGAAGGAGGACGUACUGGUUGCUCUGGAUCAAGGCAGCAGGCUGCUGGAGAGCAUCAAUGAACCUGUAAAAAGAGACCCUGACCACAACAUGAACCAGGACGAACUGGAAAACCUAGCAACAGUACAAAGACUGCUGUCUCAGCUGGACGAGACAGAAAGGGCUUUUGAGGAGUUCUGGGUGAGGCAUCAGACCAAACUGGAGCAGUGUUUGCAGCUGCGACACUUUGAGCACAACUACAGAGAGGUCAGAGGUUUGCUGGACAGCCUGUCGGAGAAGCUGGUAACCUUCUCCGAGGUUGGGAUCAGCCCCGCUCACGCUGACCACAUCUUCUGUGAGCUCACCUCCUUUGAAGAGCGAGUCUGUGAAGUUCUGGACAGAGCCUCGGCGCUGUCUCAUGAGGGCGACGAGCUCAUCCAGAAGUCCCACUACGCCGAGGACUCCAUUCAGCCCAAAUGCAGCGAGCUGAGAGCCGUCAGCGAGAGCCUGAGCUGCAACCUCAGGACCAAGAAGGACUACCUGCUGAAAGCCAUGGAGCUGCACCAUCGGCUGGAGAGGGCAUCUAAGUGGGUCGACGAUGGCAUCUAUCUGCUGGCCUCUCAGCCAGUAGACAAGUGCCAGUCCCAUGAGGGGGCCGAGCUGGCCUUGCAGGAGUUGGAGCGUUACCUAGACAACGCUGGUCAGAAUCAACUGACUGACCUCUGCGCCAUCUGGAAGGAGUACGAGGAAGUGCUGAACCAGCAGUUCAGGGAGCAAGUGGAGAAAGUUUACCAAAAGCAAGCGUCCAUGCAGGAGAUGUUUGACAAGCGGAAGAUCAGCCUCAAGAAGCUAGCAGCCAAACAAACCAGGCCAGUGCAGCCAGUGGCUCCGAGACCAGAAGCCUUCAUCAAGUCACCACUCAGCUCUCCUGCGCACAAAGCACAGCUGGAGAAAAAUUGGGAGUCCAACCUCAGCUGUGAAAAAAGAAACAGCCAACUGCAGAACGAAGGCGGUGGCAGCAGACACGCGUCGCAGUCGGAGGAGGAGGAGAACCUGGCGGUGCUCCGGCGGCAUGUAAUGAACGAGCUGCUGGAAACCGAGAGGGCCUAUGUGGAGGAGCUACUCUGUGUGCUGCAGGGUUAUGCCUCUGAGAUGGAGAAUCCAACCAUGUCUCACCUCAUCCCAGCGCCUUUGCAGAACAAAAAGGAGGUUCUGUUUGGUAACAUGCCAGAGAUUUACCAUUUUCACAAACGAACCUUUCUGAGGGAGUUGGAGCUUUACACACACUGCCCAGAGUUAGUGGGAAGAUGCUUUUUGGAGAGGAUGACUGACCUGCAGAUCUACGAGAAGUACUGUCACAAUAAACCUCGGUCUGAGAGCCUCUGGAGGCAGUGUUCAGACUGCGCCUUCUUCCAGGAAUGUCAGAAGAAGCUUGAACAUAAGCUGGGUUUAGAUUCAUAUCUGCUGAAGCCAGUUCAGAGAAUAACCAAAUAUCAGCUGCUGCUGAAAGAAAUGCUUAAGUACAGUAAGGGCUGCGACGGAGCGGAUGACCUGCAGGAGGCGCUGACCUCCAUUGUGGGCAUCCUCAAGGCUGUCAACGACUCCAUGCAUCUCAUCGCCAUCACAGGAUUUGAGGGUAAUAUGAGCGAACUAGGAAAGCUCCUCAUGCAGGGCUCAUUCAGCGUUUGGACUGAGCACAAAAAAGGUCACGCCAAAGUUAAAGACCUGGCUCGUUUCAAGCCCAUGCAGAGACACCUGUUCCUCCACGAGAAGGCUCUCCUCUUCUGCAAGAGGAGGGAGGAGAACGGGGAGGGCUACGAGAAGGCUCCUUCAUACAGCUUCAAACAGUCACUUAGUAUGAAUGCAGUGGGGUUCACUGAGAAUGCAAAGGGAGACAACAAGAAGUUUGAAAUCUGGUCCAGCUCCAGAGAAGAGGUUUAUAUUGUUCAGGCACCGACUGCUGAAGUAAAAACCACAUGGGUGAAUGAGAUCCGGAAGGUUCUCACAACCCAGCUGGAGGCCUGCAGAGAGGCCAGCCAGCAGAGGGCACCAGACCAAGUGUUUCAGUUUCCCCCGGUGCCAACCGGCACAGUGAGUCUCAGUCCUUUUAAGACGAGUCAGAAGGUUAAAAAGGGAGAGGAGAAGAAGGCUGAGCCAUGCAGCCCUGAUGUCACCUCUACUUGUUCACCAAAGCUCACAGUGAAAGACGAAGCAGUGACAAGCCCGACCUCAGACAGAGCUGCUGUGGCUAAAAAGCGUUUUACUUUACAGGGCUUCAGUAACCUCAAAACUCAGAAAGGAUCCCCCACCAGCCCAGACCACAACACCAAACGGCAGAGUGAUCCCACGCCUUUUGGCUUCAAAGGUCCUCCUCCCCUUCACCUGACCAGGGCCAGGUGGUUCAGCACCUCUAGUCUCUUACAGACAAAGUGGAGAGGAUGGAAUAAGACCUCCCUAUCAUUGGACGAACACGACGGCUACUCCAGCGCCGAGGAGCCUCUUAACUCUGAUCCAGAAGACGAAAACCACAAGAAGCUGUGUGCUGGGAAAUACACAGUAGUGGAAGACUACGAGAACGAAGCUGCAGAAGAGCUUUCAGUGAAGAGUGGAGACAUGGUGCAGCUGGUGAAGGAGGGGGACGACGGACAGUGGUUUGUGCGCAACCUUAACACAUCUAAGGAGAGCUGGAUGGCUGCUGCUGAUCUCUUGACCCUCAUGGAGAAGUCCAAGUCUUGUCAGUCUCUCAGCAGCUCAGAAGGCAGCGGGAACCUCAGCACAUCCUCCAGCUGCAGUGAGACCUAAACAAACUCAUCAGACGCCAAACCCUGAACUGCUCUGCACUUCUCCGGUCAAGGAACUUGCCCUCCUGAAUGCAAGCAUCACAUGGCUGCAUCUGUGCUGUAAAGCCAACAUCAGUACUCCUGGAUUUUGCACAAAACGUUGUAUGUUUGUUAUUGUUUUUAUUAAUGCCCUGUGGUCUCAUAAUGUUAUCAUUAUGCUGUUGAGGUGUAAACAUUAGAGAAAUAACUCCACUGUGUGUAGUAAAGUGAUCUGGCAACAGACAUUUUUCUGAUCAGUUUUAGAUGUAUGAGUGGACCAGCAGGACUGAGAUCUGUUAAUGCAUCUUUUUAUCACUUCGCAAGCAAGGAAAGGUUACAAAAAAUAUAUUUCUUCACGUUCAUCAGCUCCAAGACAUGGUUUUAAAAAGGGGGCAACAAAUACAUUCAUGCAGCUUGUUUAGGUUGUGUGUUUCUCUUUUGUCAGCUCAGUAUUUAUUUAAAUGUAAGACACACCCAUUUGUAUUCAUGAAUUCCCCUGUAUUGCCACCUGUCUGCUGUUUGUUUAGUGUCAGCCUGUCUGUAGAAACCAGUUCUGAUGUCCAAACUUUGUGGAUUUUCUUCUAUUUGUGAAUUUCAUUAAUGCAACAACUGUUUCUCAGUGUAAAAACCCAGAGACCACUGUACUAACUUAUUCCCUGUGUAGGGGAUCAUUUUCUGAAUGUAGAUAAUAUGUAAUAAUAACUAUCUGUCAUGAGAUAUUUGUUAAUGAAAAUGCUAUAUUGUACACUAAGUACGGUGACGUCACUACCUGGUGACUUGUCUAAUUUUUUUUACAUAAACAAAUUGUUACAAACCA
Messenger RNA from Gambusia affinis (western mosquitofish), 4744 nucleotides. It is a transcript of the gene mcf2lb, whose product is annotated as mcf.2 cell line derived transforming sequence-like b. Gene Ontology annotation, molecular function: guanyl-nucleotide exchange factor activity; protein binding. Gene Ontology annotation, cellular component: extrinsic component of membrane; cytoplasm. Lineage: Eukaryota; Metazoa; Chordata; Actinopteri; Cyprinodontiformes; Poeciliidae. Bases 5 to 3910 code for a protein of 1301 amino acids. The record is from RefSeq and is a predicted model, not a curated record. Gene Ontology annotation, biological process: positive regulation of Rho protein signal transduction; intracellular signal transduction. The transcript is spliced from 33 exons.